CUUGGUGACCUUCCCGGCGGUGGUGAGGUCGGCAUCUGAUGUCCAGGUGUGUGCCAGUCUCCAGACUGCCAAUGAGACGGUGCUCAUGUCCAUCUACCUGGCCGAUGGAGACCAGAAGAACCUGCUGCACCAGCAGACAGCAGAUAAAGACCUCCACCACUGCUUCACCUUCCAGGCCCCAGUGGUCCACGUGGACUCUCUGCAGAGUAUCAGAGCGGAGGUGCAAGGCCGGACACAUAACUGGACGAGAGCGAGUCGCAUCAAGUUCACACCAAAAGAUUCCCAAGCCGCCAUCUUCAUCCAAACAGACAAGCCCAUAUACAGCCCAGGACAAACAGUGCAUUUCAGACUGGUUACCAUGGAUACCAACUUCAUUGCCCUUCAGCAGACGUACCAGCGAGUUUCACUUCAGGACCAUCGCCGUAACUCCAUUGGCCAAUGGCUGAACGUGACGUCCGAGAGGAGUGUGGUGACGCUAUCCCACCAGCUGAACCCAGAGGCUCCUCAGGGGACCUACAGCCUGACGGUCAACACACACACACAGGACAAGACACACACCUUCCAGGUCAAGAAAUAUGUUUUGCCCAAGUUCGAUGUGACCGUAGAGAGUCCAGAGAAACUCAGUAUUGCCGAGGAGGAGAUUCGACUGAAGGCUUGUGCCAAAUACACGUUUGGUCAGCCUGUGCCUGGGACUGCCUCCAUGUCUCUGUGUCGGGACAAAUACAGAAAGGAACUCUGUGUCAACGAGACCGUGCAGCUGGAUCAGUUUGGCUGUGCCACUCCCGUCUUCGCCAUGGCAACGAUGACCCACCCUGAUGUAAAUAAAAAGCUGAGUGACGUGAUGACCUUCAAGGCCACCGUAGCUGAGGAGGGCACAGGCAUCAGUCGUUCAGCCACCAAAGACAUCCAGCUGGACUACGUUCUUGGGAAAGCUUUCUUUGUUGACACACCAGACGAGAUAGAGAAGAAGGCGGUACUGCAUGGCAAGAUCAGAGCGGUCCACUACAAUGGAACGGUCAUGGCUUUCAGAGCAGUCUAUCUGUUCACGGAUUCAAGGUUGCGUUGGGACCCGCGUCUGAGACAGAAUCUGACCACAGAUGCGACAGGAGAUGCCAACUUCACCCUGGACACGGCUCUACUCAACAUAGACUAUGACGAUGAUCUACGACUCAUCGCCAGCCUGUCUCCUGAGGUGGACUGGCGUACGCCGUACAGAGUAGCACACUACACCUACGAGAGGAAGAAGGUGGACUGGCCUAAACACCCGUCCUCAGACAGCACUCUGGAGGUGCAGGCCAUAGAGGGAGAUCUCCCCUGUGGAGAGGACUCCACCAUCACCGUCAAGUACUACUUCACCCGGGAGACCUUCAAGCAGCCGGUGGAUAUCAUCUAUGUGGUGACGUCGAAAGGGGAGAUUGUCCACCAUGGCUUCACUCAGGCUUCAGUGGUGAGAUCCAAGCACUGGCACGUUGCGGGUGACGUGUCCUUCAAGCUGCCUGUCCGUCCUCACAUGUCUCCCUCAGUGCAGGUUGUGGUCUACUGUGUCCUACCCAGUGAAAUAGUGGUGACUGCAAGCAACACUUUUGCCAUUGAGAAAUGCUUCUCAAAUAAGGUGUCGGUGCAGUUCUGGCCUCCCAGAGCGGUCCCUGGAGAGCAGGGCUCCCUGCAGCUGUCUGCCCAGCCGGGCUCCCUGUGUGGCCUCAGUGCUGUGGACCAGAGCGUCUCCAUCCUCGAGCCGGGCAAACGCCUCAACGCCACACAGGUUACCAUGGCAACAACAACACCUAGCAACAACACCCCAUUACCGUCUACAUGACAGGUUACCAUAGCAACAACACUCCAUCACUGUCUACAUGACAGGUUACCAUAGCAACAACACUCCAUCACUGUCUACAUGACAAUACACUUGUAGUACAUCGUUUCUGUGGACCAGAGCGUCUUCAUCCUCGAGCCGGGCAAACGCCUCAACGCCACACAGGUGUUUGACCUGCUUCCGCAAUUGGACCCGGCGAUUCCACAGGACCUUUGGGAGCCAAUGGAAUGCGUGGAGGUGGAGGUUCGGAACGUGGAAUGCGCGAAGAUGUGGAAUGGGGAAUGCGCGGAGGAUGGGUACAAUCCAUGCGUGGAGUGGCGGGACGGGGAAUGCAUGGCCUUGAUGCCGCCGCCCGACAUUCGGUACCCUUACAGAUUCCGGGGCCAAUCCCCCUACGUCAGGCAGCCCUUCAGACGCAGGAGAAGUUGGUUUUACAUGCAUCGCGAGCCUAUCAUGGCUUUCUAUAAAAGUGGGCUGAAGACAGUGUCCAACCUGUUGCUUUGGACCCCCAACUGUUUGAUCUACAACGGAGAAAAAUAUCAGACUGGUUUCGGGUACAGUGGGAUGGGGCCGGAGGGGCCGCCGGGGCGAGACGGCGUACCUGGAG
This is a messenger RNA of Engraulis encrasicolus (European anchovy), 2420 nucleotides long. Its product is annotated as alpha-2-macroglobulin-like protein 1. Bases 86 to 1816 code for a protein of 576 amino acids. NCBI's taxonomy places the organism in Eukaryota, Metazoa, Chordata, Actinopteri, Clupeiformes, Engraulidae. Gene Ontology annotation, molecular function: endopeptidase inhibitor activity. The transcript has 18 exons. The record is from RefSeq and is a predicted model, not a curated record.